AUGUUGUCCAUGCUACGAGAUGUAGUGGAUGAAACAGUGACCGCCUUCCGCAAGGGGACGCCGCGGUUCUGCCAGACGACGACGUCCUAUCUUCCACAAACCAUCAUCCAUGCUAUCAAACAGCAUCAAGCAUCCAUUUUACGAGCGACAAACACCAGACAAUGUAUAGUUUCCCUUUCUCACGUGGCAGCUGGCGCUAACAGAAACGCUUCUACUCCGUAUAUCCCUAUCCGAUGGCGCAUCCCCCAAUCCCACCCCCAGUGGCGUCGUUCCAGGCCAAACCCGGCCAAGGGUCUUGUUUCUGAGACCCCGGCCUGCUCCCAGUCUCUGUUCGGCUCAAAUGCCGUCGUGAUUCGUCUGAUCCAGGUGAAAUUGCCAGCGGGGAUGUCUGCCGUUGCAGGAGUUAUCUUACUUGUGCGUCGGCCAGGGAUCGAGCUGUGCAGAAGCCCAACACGAGAGGUGCAGAAGCUCCAAGGCAACAUGAAGGUUCCCUCAAAGACGAUUCGUCCGCUACAGCCGCGCCACAACUUCUGCUGUGCCUGUCCCCUCUCUGCUCGUUCACGAUUCGCAGCGGCCCGCCCUGCUGCCGCUGCUGGCUGGGGAUCUGCUGGAGUGAAGGUGUCGCUUGGAAUUGUUCUGUUUUAUAUCCUGCGUCUCGCCCUGCCAACCGCCGUCCUUGCGAUUCGAGCUGAUGACCAGAAACUCGAUACGGGUUUUGAAGUGGUAGUACAGCCGCUGGUAAAGGGGGGACGUGAAGUGCAAGACGGAACGAUGAACAACGAACCCCAAGGGAUUCUGCGCCUUUCGAAUGAGCUGCUGAAAGAGAUACUGGAUCACCUGGCGAGGGACCCGGAAAAGUGCACUAGCAUCGACCAUCGUGCUUACCUUUCUUUCGAGAGUCUUAGGAGACCAAGUCAACCGGAUCCCCCGCGUUUAUGGCUGGAGGGCAAAAAUGGGUACCAUGAAGAUCUUCGCAGCGACGUUGACCGGUUCCGAGAGGUCUGCAAGCGGUUUUCAGACAUUGGUGCGGCCCAUAAGUUUAGUCGGGUAGUCGUCCGGUUUUCUGAGGCUGCAUUUAAAAGGCUUGACAAGCUAUCAAGUAUCCCGCACCUGGCGAGACAUGCGAGGACCUUCACGUACAUCAUCCGGUCAUUCUAUGUAGAAGAAGUGCUUACGAAUAUCUAUUUGACAGGGCGAGACAAUAUACCUCAGUUACUUUCAACAGCCGAUUCAAGCAAGCUCAAUCUUGCUGAACACAUCCAGCGCCUGGAAGAGCAGAAAAGAUUAGUUACAUCAAAUGAGGAUCUACAUUCCUUAAUACGCGCAAUGAAAUCAUUCACAGCACUUCAGCAUGUGAAAAUUCUGAGGGUUCAAGAUGAAGCCGAGCGUGAUUUGCGGUCAUUUAUUGAUAGACACGACAACCCAUUAGACCCAUUGGUAGUGGUUGACUGGAACCCCGCAUGUGUUCGUGCAAUUCAAAACGUUGGCCUAGCGCUUUUAGAGGCCGGAUCCCCCGCCAAUCGCUUCUCAGGACCACAGAUAAAUCCACAGGCCACUCUUACCCUGAAAAGGGCCCCCAUGCCGCUUCUUUCGACCCUUGCAACGAAGCUGACUUGCUUGGAGAUCCAUUUCGAUGCCAUGCGAUAUGUAAAUGCAGAGAUGAGAGAACUCUCGGAAGUUUUUAAAACUUUGUUUACAGCGGCCAAAAAUAUGGAGGCCAUUCACCUGGGAUUUCCCUCCAGGUUGCCAUUAGAUCUCCGUCUGGAAGAUAUAUUCCACAACGUUCACUGGGAAAGGCUCCGUGCAUUUGGGAUUCAGGCUUGGAGACUCGACUCUGAGGAGAUUAUUAACUUUGCACGCCGUCACCGCAGGUCUCUCCGCGGCCUCCGCCUCCGGGAUGUCCUCUUAAAGGAAGGGAGUAUGUGGAAAGAUAUUUUAUCCAUGCUCCAUGACGAAAUGGAGAAUCUGGAAUGGGUCAGCUUACGGCGGAUUGACUACUCGAAUGCAUUCGAUGAAAAAUGGGCCACUAGUGCGGACAUAUCAGAUAUCCAAUCAUUCCCGAAUUCAGACAGUGACGAUGAUGACAUGUUUGAACCAUAUGUCCCAGGAAAUUACCAUAACAUAAAUGGUGAGGAUGAAGAUGAUAAUACCAGUCUCGGCGACGAGUCAGACGGCCUAAGUUCACAUAACGGCGAUGUUGGACCUAGGGCAAACCAAAUAGAGUUAAUGCCGGACAACUCCUUAUCUGCGCCGUUGAUUUUACCCCCUUUCACGAACCAGUGGGAGGUAUUAAGCUCUAUCCCAGCCGAAGACCUCGAGGACGACGGUAGAACCGUGGAUUACAGGCAACGGAAAAUCUGGGAAGCUUGGGUUAUCGCCAAAUCGAGAUUCGCUUCCGGCCAAGACAGGUACAGUUAA
Molecule: messenger RNA, 2418 nt
Organism: Arthroderma uncinatum
Lineage: Eukaryota; Fungi; Ascomycota; Eurotiomycetes; Onygenales; Arthrodermataceae
Product: F-box domain protein
Exons: 4
Coding region: 1-2418 (805 amino acids)
Source: RefSeq, a predicted model, not a curated record